This is a messenger RNA of Cydia fagiglandana, 1189 nucleotides long. Its product is annotated as GS homeobox 1-like. Gene Ontology annotation, cellular component: nucleus. The record is from RefSeq and is a predicted model, not a curated record. The coding region runs from base 317 to 1189 and encodes 290 amino acids. Gene Ontology annotation, molecular function: sequence-specific double-stranded DNA binding; DNA-binding transcription factor activity, RNA polymerase II-specific. Gene Ontology annotation, biological process: regulation of DNA-templated transcription. The transcript has a single exon. Lineage: Eukaryota; Metazoa; Arthropoda; Insecta; Lepidoptera; Tortricidae.
UUAUAAAACCGGUUACGCAACUAAAACAGAAACCAAAUUGGUUUUAAUGAGAUAGACAUUAGGGAUGUAACCGUCCCAUACAAAAUUAUUCAUAGCUACUAAAAUACUCGCAUUACAAUGCGUUUUUUUUUCACUAACACUGGGGAUGACGGCCGACAAAAGGCUGGGCCGGGCCAAAUAAUUGCCAAAACGCUUCGAGAGUCCCAUUGUGUUUAUUUACAAUAGGGUGCACUAAGUGGGGGUAGUUUUUGUAAUUGUAACUUGCGGAGCGAUCGCCCUUCGAUACCAGUUGUAGAUCCACCGCCGAGCGACAAACAUGUCUCGAUCAUUCCUAGUUGAUACGUUAAUCAGUGAUACUAAAGACAAGACCAACAUGCCUAGUGACAAUCCUUAUACAUUACUGCAGCAUAUGGAUACCAGACCAAAGUUCCUACCGUACCCAUACCCAAGCAAUCUAAACAAUUUGCUGGGUCUGGGUCUACCACCGCGGACGCCUGAACUCUUCAGACCUUUCUUAGAGCAUCUGAACUUCCGUUAUCCUUUAAUGCAGCAGCUGCCACAGCCAGAAUUAUACGAGCGCAGUGAACCAAGACCGUUCUACUUGAAGACUGAAGAGCAGGAACCUAUAAACUACGUAAACAGAAGGAAGAAAUCAGUGUCACCGUAUUUACAUCAUCCGUAUAAGUCGGCGGCAACUUCUCCUUCAAAAAGUCAAGGUCAACGUUCGCCUUCUCUCUCUGGUGACAGCAGAAACGGUACACCGAGCCCGCCGCUUGCGCACCCUGAGGAACUCCUCCCUGGAUACUCUAAAGAUUUGAAACGUAUGCCGUUGAAAGAGGACUCUAGUAAGCGCAUCAGGACGGCUUUCACUGGCACGCAACUUUUAGAAUUAGAACGCGAGUUUUCCAUGAACAUGUAUCUGUCGAGAUUGAGAAGAAUCGAGAUCGCCUCAAGGCUGAAGUUGUCUGAGAAACAAGUGAAGAUCUGGUUCCAGAACCGUCGUGUUAAGCUCAAGAAGGAGGAAAUCCCGGCCGCUGCCGACGGCAGGGUCAAGAAGUGCUGUUGCUCGAAGGCUUCUUGCAGUUCCAAAACCCAACCAGAGGCGGGUUGUGACAACGACCAGGAACAAAUUGACGUAGUCAGUGAUAACGAUAGUUUUGAAGUUCAAAAGUUAACGCAGUAUUCCUAA